Cheilinus undulatus (humphead wrasse) is the source of this 4239-nucleotide messenger RNA. It is a transcript of the gene mief1, whose product is annotated as mitochondrial elongation factor 1. NCBI's taxonomy places the organism in Eukaryota, Metazoa, Chordata, Actinopteri, Labriformes, Labridae. The coding region runs from base 144 to 1583 and encodes 479 amino acids. Gene Ontology annotation, cellular component: mitochondrial outer membrane. The record is from RefSeq and is a predicted model, not a curated record. The transcript has 5 exons. Gene Ontology annotation, biological process: positive regulation of mitochondrial fission; mitochondrion organization.
UGACGAUACUUGAAGAUAAGGAGGACGCACUGAAGAGGGGCCAGUUCUUCCUCAACAGCAAACUGGGUGGGCUUAUGUAGGGGGAAAGGGGUCAUCUGGAGGUGGGUUAAAGGUGAACCGGAGUUGAGUCUCCUUGUGGCAGGAUGGCAGGGGUGAAUGGAGACCGUAAAGGGAAGAAAGAUGACAAUGGGAUCGGCACAGCUAUUGACUUCAUGCUCUCCAAUGCCAAGCUUGUGCUGGGUGUGGGAGGUGCAGCCAUGCUUGGCAUUGCAACAUUAGCUGUGAAAAGAAUGUAUGACCGUGCCAUAAGCGCUCCCACCAGCCCCACCAAGAUGGAGCAGACAGGAAAGAGGAGCUGGGAGGAGCCAGCCUGGAUGGGUUCAUCACCCCGGGUACUGAAUCAAAACAUGAAGUCCACAGUUAGCAGGUCCAUGCAUUCUCUGCCCACUUCCUCCCAUGCUUUUGAACCAGACUGCCUGCGCAGGGCUGUGGGUCGAGCUGCUGUUGGAGGAAGUGGCACCACUCAGUCUGACAUGCUGCGGGCCCGGAUGCGUCUGUCCCUCCAGGAACAUCUGUGGGGGUUUUACCUAAACAAUGUCAACAUUCCCACUGAGGAGCAGGCGACGGCCAGGAGGGCAGCGCUGGACAUCUGCGCUGAACUCCGAGUGUUCCUUCAUGCCAAACUGCCGGACAUGCCGCUCAGAGAAAUGUACCUGAGUGGCAGUUUGUAUGAUGAUUUGCAGGUGGUGACAGCGGACCACGCCCAGCUCAUGGUGCCUCUUAUUCUGGAGAAGAACCUGUGGUCAUCCAUCCCAGGAGAGGACACCAUCAUGAAUGUUCCAGGUUUCUGGCUCGUCCGCAGGGAGAAUUUGGAAUAUUUCCCUCGAAACAGCAGCUACUGGGACCGCUGCAUGGUCGGAGGUUACCUCUCCCCAAAGUCUGUCCUCGAAGUCUUUGACAAACUUGUUGCUGGCUCCAUCAACUGGCCAGCAAUCGGGAGCGUCCUCGACUACAUCAUCCGUCCUGUGGUCCCUUCAGAAACACUGACCCUGGAGGUGCAAUACGAGAAGGAUCGAAAGCUGUACGUGGACUUCUUGCCGUUACUCGUGAUGGAAGAUGGGACCUCAUUGAUAGCAAAACCACAUCGGCUUGCGGCUGAGCGCCACGAGAACCUGUGGCGACAGAGCUUCCGUGUGGCCGAGACGGCACGCCUCAGAGCCCUGGACCAGGAGGACGGAGGCUGCAGGUGCGCCUGCCUAAAGGUGGCGAAGGCAGUGUGUAAGCUCAACCCAGCCCUCAACCGGCUUAACGCCAGCCAGCUCACUAAUGCCAUCUUGUUGCUGUGUGAAAAAGAGGGCGACUGGACACAAGAAGCGCUGGCAGACCGCUUCCUUCAGCUGCUGCGAGCGCUAGUGGGACACCUAGAAGCUGGGAGGCUGCCAUGUGCACUCAACCCUAAAGUGAACUUAUUCUGUGAGCUUACUGAACAGGAAGUAGACGAGCUGGGGUACACACUCUACUGCGCCCUCUCAGAUCCUGAAGGGCUGCUGAGAACUGCUGCUGCAGAGCCAGAACAUCCCUGACAACCUGGCUACAUAAUAAUGCAACACUGAAGUAUCAACUACUGUUAAGUCAACAUGGGAACUAUCAAGAUGUCCCUGAAAAACUAAAGCAACUGCAUGGAAUCAUCCUCUCUCCUCCUUCGUACCUAAAUGUGUCCUCACAAACAAGAAAAUAAAUCACAUAAUAGCAGUUAUUUAAUUUUGAUCUGAACAAAUCCUAACAUGACCAUGUUGUGAUCAUAAUUAAAUCUUAGAUGAAAUUGGAAGCAAAUUGGAGUGUAUGACUUUGACUGAAGCCAAUGUAUUAAUGAAGUUAAUGUCAGACUUGUUGGGCCUUAAACAUCUGGACAGAAUUAGUUCAUUGCUGUCAAACUGGAAUCUGACAUUGCCAUUUUUUAACAGGAGUUUUAGAUGACAGAGGUGUCUGAUGCAGUUUAAUGUUGAGUCUUUUCAUAUGAGUCAUUGCCACUGUGAAGGGUUAAAAUGUAAUGUUUAUUGUGCGUAUGCCAACCCAAAUAAAUUGUUGAUCCGCCUGGAAGCCUUGGCAUUCUUUGGUGAUAUGCAAUAACGAUUUGUGCUGUUGUGUGAGAACUUCAUUAGUACAGUGGCUGCAGUUACAGAUGGAUGCUUUGAGAUGUAUGAAAACAAACAUAAGGCUGUGAUUUGACUGUUUGCAGCGUGCAUGUGUUAUCUACCUAAGCUAGAAAUCAAACAGGAAUAUAUGUGUUGAAUAUCUUUCUCUGUCUUAAUAUGUCAAACUCCCACAAUUCAACUGAUCCGAUCCAAGUUGGAUAAACAUCAAGGAACUAAUGUGAAUGUGAUAUUUCUGAGUCAUGAGCAAAACAGCAUCAUCCACUGAUAGUUUUUAACCCCUUCUUUUUGUUAGGACCAGAAAGUUUUUAAUAUUUUUUUUGCUUCGAUACAAAGGUUUGGAAUGCUUUAAACUUUCAGGUUUAUCUUUUGAAACCUUUAUCUCGGGUUACUUUGCGAAAUAUCAGGGUGUUUGCAUUUUAAUUUAAAGUGCUUUUUGUUUACUGGUUUUUGCUUUAAUCAAAUUCCUAUUCAGUCCCUUUUCCCUCUAUACAACAUAAGUUAAAGGGAUGUAACAAUGCACUCAACUUUCGCAUCAUGAUUUUUCCAGUUUUCUGACUUUUUUUAAGCCAUGACAUUGAAGUCAGUUCAUGAAAGUGAUUUUUAUUUCAAUUUUCUGGCAAUAAUAAUGCAAAAUAUCCCUGUUCCUAAUUGUGUUUUCAAAAUAAGUGAAGCUUUUUGAGUUCUGAGAUUGUAUAAGGGCUACUGACAACAGUGAGAGAAGCCAGAAAAUAAUCGUGCUCUCUGCUAGUUAAAAAAGGAUUUGCAGGGCAAUGGAGGCCUGGUUAAGUCCACACAACCCAUGUGUUGGGUCUGUGCCAUCGGGAUGGCUCCUUUCAUGCCUGCCAUUCCCCAUUCUUUCCCACUGUCAUGUCCAAGAAAAAAGGUAUAAAAAAGCAUAAAAAUAUUGCAAUCCGUGUUUAUUGUCAAAUCAAUUUUGAGUUGUUUUGCGAGGUAUUGUCACAUCCCUACUGGCCUAAAUUUUCACAGUUUAAAAAUGCUUUUUAUGGAUCAUUGGAGCAGCAUUUGGGGAACCAUUCUCAGUAUUAGCACUCUUACUUCUAUAGUCUGGUGUGUCUGUGCACAUUUAAUCCUGAUUAUCUUAUAGGUGCCAACCUGGCUCAGAUGGUCUAGAGUAGGUAGCCAGGCCUGUAUUAGUGCUCUAACUCGUUAUUGGUCAGCUAUUGCACAAACAACCUUUGAGCGGUAGCUAAAUGCUAAUAGUCUGAUACUGCCUGUCAGUUUGUGUGUAUUUGAUCACAGGUGCUAAUCUCUCCUAGAUCAGGGUAGGAUCAAGAGGAUUUUACAUGCAGAUCCUGAGUUAAAUAAAGCAGCUUUGAUAGCCAAGCUGUCUGAUGUUAGAUAAGCCUUUGGAAGUUGUGAGAGCACUAUCAUUGCUGUGUAGUUGAAAGUAGCUGGACUCACUUAAAUAAUAGCUGCCAGACUUUAAAGUGGAAUUCAGUAGCGACCCAAAAUAUGCUGUCCAAGAUAUUCACAGUGUUGCUUUUUGUUCUCACUUUUAGCCUUAGAACAAAGAAGAAGAAUGCAGUGAUAUGGAGCAAGUGUGCCCCUCGUCCCCAAACCCACUGUUUGUAUCGUGUACAAUAAGGAGGGAUUUGGGCUGUUCAUAGUUAUAUUGUGCUUUCAGUUGAAAAUAAUCUUAAAAACAGGUAAAUAUUUUUGUAUUUGUUGUACAUUUGUAAUCAAGAAGAGCCAAAUAUUUAUUUGCAAUGACUCAAUUCCACAUGUAAAGUAACACUUGUGCUUCAUUGUGUGCUUUGUUCUGGAUGUACUUGUGUAAGAAUCAGUGGUUCUAAUCCUGCAUAUUAAGUGUCUUCCGUUACAGACCUACUUCAUGCUACAAACUACUGAGUUCAAAGGAGGGGACUCAACUUUUGUAAUGUCAUUUGUGAAGAUCAAAAACCCAAAGUAGAUCACUACCUCUACCUUAUGGAGAGUGUAUUGGCCAUAUGCUGUGUUGCAUGCUCUGUAUAUUUUCUCAGCCCAGCUUUUUUUUUUAGUUCAGCUCUGGAGUUGAACAGUGCAGCACUUUGUAUACUUCAAUAAAUGUUACAGAUGGCACCCG